This is a messenger RNA of Monopterus albus (swamp eel), 7438 nucleotides long. It is a transcript of the gene cfap54, whose product is annotated as cilia and flagella associated 54. Gene Ontology annotation, biological process: cilium assembly. The annotation marks the transcript as partial. The record is from RefSeq and is a predicted model, not a curated record. The transcript is spliced from 54 exons. Lineage: Eukaryota; Metazoa; Chordata; Actinopteri; Synbranchiformes; Synbranchidae.
GAAGUUUAGUGUUGGACAUGCAGUGGCUAACAGAAAUACAUUAGCUUAGUUGGUUAAAGUCAAUGCUAACGCUACUUUUAUGGCCGCAGAUAUGGAUUUACCAGCUUCAUAUUAUGGGAAACUUGAUCAAAGAAACCCAGUUAUUUCAGCUUUUGAACGAGACAUUCACUCGUUUAUGAAACUGAUGAGACGAGCCACUUCUACCAGUCAAGACAAAAGCGGCUCUUAUGCUAAAGGGAUUAAAAUGCUGGUGGAGACAUGGAUAAAGUACAAACAUCGUCUGCCUUCUAAGUUGUACCAGGAGCACAUGUUGCAGAUUGCAGAUUUUCUCUGUGGAAUAAAAUUGUACCAGUUGGCUCUUCUGCAUGGCUACAGUCCCUACCUGCUGCAGUUUAGCCCAGUGAAAAUAACUGAGAUCACAGAUGUGGACCACUUUAUGGCCUGCUUCUUUCCUGAAGGUUUUGAUACAGAACAAGACAUCUUUGCCAUGAAGAUUCGUGCAAUGCAGGGCUAUGCCCUGUGUAUAUUUGAGCAGGAGAAAAAUCACAAUAUCCUCAGCCAGAAGGGACUCCAGAAUCUACUGCACGUGUUGAACUUCAUCAGGAUCAUGAUGCAGGCUUUUCAGCAACACGAGCACCUCUGCUGGCAAAUAUAUAAUGGUUCAAUACACAUGUACACUAUCUGCCGUUACCUGAUGACAAUGAACUGUAGUGCACAGGCACUGGAAUACCUUCUGUGGGCAAGUAUCAGUUUAGAGCUGUCCACCCCUUUGAUGACUGCUAAAUAUCUGCCAUGGAUUGUCACACUCUACUGUGCUGUCUGCCACUGUUACUAUGACAACCAAGCUACACUGCGGGCGGAGGAAUUUGCCAGGAGAGCUCUCGGAAAAAUCAAUGAGCUAGCAAAACUGGAGGAGGAGAGUGAAAUUCCUGCCACCAGAGAGACCCAGAGAGCUUACAAAGAAGCUUCUAUCAAGCUGGGCACCAUGAUGUUUAAGAGGGCGGUGUUUGAGACCAGAAGGAGACCCAAACCCACAUUCAGAGUCAAAACCAAAUGCACCCUCAAAGACAUAGCUACUAAUAUGCCAUGGCCCCGUAACACAACAGAGCGCAUGCUAAUGGGCUUGUUUGACAGCGGCGCAGCACAGUUCUGUGGCAUCUUAGAAGCGCUAUGGGACAGCACCAGACACCCACUGAAUACAAGGAGGCCAGAUGAACCAGAGGUACAAGAGGUGAUCCUGGAACUCCUGUCUGCUGGCAUCAGUAUCUUAUCUGGAGCUGCAACUAGUGGUGAGCAAAGGAGUGCUGACCAUCUGUGCAUGUGUCUUAGUGCAGUGACAUCAGCAUCCAGUCUAAUAGAUUUAGCCAUUGCAGGAGAAAACAAAAUACCAAUCAUAUCUGCAGUGAGGUUCAUUAAGCUGUUGUUUCAGUACAAGCAGCCAGAUGCGUUCACUGAACUUGCCAGAGAGAUGCUGCAGGUUUUGUCUGGUAUGGAAGGUCAGCCAUUCAGGAGGGCAGAGCAGGAGCUUGCUUUACUUGACCAUUUCAACAGUCUGCAGUCUUCCCAGAAGAGCCAUCCUAAAGUUAACAACAUGACUGAUGAAAGACACAAGUCUCUAUUUUUAAUGAAUGAUGAGUUCAUCGUCCUGGUAGACACUCUGCACAAGUCUGUUUGUGGUUCUGCUCCUGAGGUGCAGCCGGAUGGGGACCUGGUUUUGGAUGUUGUGCUAUUUCUCUGGAGUAAAGUGAAAGUGGUGAUGCGGAGGGAAAAUCCAGAGUUUACACACUACAUUGAAAAGGCAGACUAUUCCAAGUGGCUGUGGUGCCUAUUUGUGCUGUGUGAGGUGGCCUUUGCCUGUAACCUGGCAACAGUUGAUUGCAUAAUGAUGGCAGAGAUGGUCCACACAGUGGCCAUAUUGCUAGAGAGUGCAGCAGAACGCUGUAAACAAACACACCAUCGAGCUCAUGAAGCAGAUGGUGACAGUAUGAAGCCAAGUUUUUUCUCUUUUCUUGAGAGCUCGAGUGUAGAGCUUCUUCAAAAAGCAUGUGAGGUGGUGCAGAGAGGUCUUAAAGCUCUGGAAAAAGGUGUAGCUACACUGUUUCCUCAAGAUUGCUCCGCAAUCACCGAUUCUGCCUUCAUGCAGAAAUUUUGUUCCCGCCCUCUAUCGACUCCCUCUCUGUCUUCUGUGACAUCGUCACAAGAAGUAAAUAAAGAAGAUGAAAUAUGUGAGAAGAAAAAAGAAGAGGAAAUCAAGGCAGAAUCAAAUAUUAAAGGCUCUCAGGACACUCAGUUCACACGUGUGCCCCUGCUUGCCACAGACCUUCAUCUAGAGUUUGACAUCAUCCACCACAGGGCUUCCCUCAAGUUACUGCAGCUAAAUGCAGUUGCAGAAUCUGAACUACUGGAUCGGAUUAAGAAGAACAAGGUGUCCAAAGCUCUUUUCCUGAUGCAGAAAGCCUUACUGGUAUACAACAUGGAACCCAAUGGCUGCAGCAAAACCAAGAGUCUGCUAGAGGAUGCCUCCUCCCUAAUAGAAAAAGCAGGAGUAGAGGAAAGAAAAUUGUAUUUCUCCACUAUCCCUAAGACUCCAGCUGAAAAUAAAGGCAAAGGGAUGAAGGAGGUAGAACACCCCCCGCCUCCCCCAAUCCUACUCUUACGAACUGGCCACUCCUUAACCUUUGCCCCAGCACCUUAUAAUUUGGAGGAACAAGUGUGCUGGUACCAGCUCUGUGGCCGUGCAGCUGUGGGCAUUAACUUGAAAGUUCGCCUCGGAGACUGCAGCCUGCCAGGAACUGGAUACAUGGUACCAGCAGUAUCUGGUGAAUGUGUGCUGAGGGUGGAGGGGCUGGUGCCCAACCAGAAAUAUGUGUUUGCUGUUGCAGCCUACAACAGCCAGGGCAAGCUUCUGGGAAACACCAUAGGCGCAACAACUUUGCCAUUGCUGGCAUCCAUACUUGUACCACUGCUGCCCACAUGGGCUCACUUGGCUCAGGUGGCAUUUCAAACAAAGCACUAUGAUGUAGCAAAGAGAGCUUGCAGGGAACUGUGGAACCACUAUACCUUCUCUGACCCUGGGAUCCAAAACACACAGAAUAGACUUGCUACCACAGGUCUGCAAAAACAGACCCUACAACGCUCCUCUUCUCACCUGUGUCAGUUGUUUUUCACAUCAAUCUUCAUUGAGACAGAAAUCAACAUUCAACAGCAAUUGCUCUACUGUGACUCAUUCAGUGACAAUGGACCAUUUAUCUGGGAACAGGAAGCCAGAGUGGCAGAAUGUGAACGAAUGCUGGUAGCCAUGGACUUGGCGAUGUGGUUGAAUGACGGUAUUGCUGCCAUGCAAGCUGUAGUAGGUUGUUAUGGCCUCUUGGCACCUCUGAUUUUUCAUCAAAUCUUUUGUGACCCUGUGGUACAGGUGCUAAAGAAAUGCUUGAUAGUUUUGGAGGACAAUUCAGGUGUUCUCAAGCAAAAAUGGACUAGAAACAUCUCUGAGUCAUUUAUGCACAUGAUAGCCUGCAUCACUUACUAUCUGUCAAAGGCAUCACGUGUGCUCAGGGAGCAUCAAAUGGCUUCUGGGAUGAUGGACUGUGGUCGCAGGCUGCUCCAGGAGGUCUAUGACUCCCAGCUGCAAAUCAGUAGUCUUGCCAAUGAAGCUGUGGGUUCUAAGUCAGUAGAUCAUGCUGCAGUCAAGGGUGAAAUAAAGAUGAGUCUUCAGCUGAAGGCACUGCAUGUGAAGAACAAGAAAAGAAUCACAUCUGGAGCAACUCUCCCCACUGACAAUGAGAUUUCUCACCCACUGACUAGCUGUGAGGAUCCUAUCAUAUUGUAUGAUUUGGUCUCCAGCAGCACAUUAAAGGAUGCCUACCAGCAUGUGAUGAAGCUCAGACAUAAAGCGUAUUUCACCGAGUAUGCGGCACUGUUACUCCAGAGAACCAUGGAAGAAGGCCAUCCAGACCUUGUGUUAAAAUGGGGAGAAAGCAUGUUUGAAUUUCUUUCCACACGUGACGAGGCGAUGGGACUGUCCACCAAAUGUUUGGAGGGAAACAGUCAGAGUAAAAGAAGAAAUAGUGUUCAGGCUCAGAAAGGAAAUGAGCCACCCCAGCAGAACAAAAACCCACCUUCUCAUGAUGAAACAAGAAAGAAACUAAAGCAGAAAUUGCCGCACAGGAUGCUUCAAACAGUGAGAACCUCCAGGGAGAUGCAGAUUGUGGAAAACCUGCUAGCCAUGAUGUCAUCUGUGGUGCAACGCCACAAGAAACAGCUUCAGCUGAGGAACAUAUGCUGUGAAGAGAGAGUGUGGAAGUCACAUCUUAACUACAGCAUGGCUCAGGCACACUUAGCACUGCCUUACCAAGGCCUGGACCAUCUGCAUGGAGGAGCCCUGCAGUAUAGAUACAGCCAGUUAAAUCCCAUGUGUUUCUCCCUGGCCUACUCUGGUGUCAUGGUGUGGAGGAACCCACAGUCACUCUCACAGUCUUCUAAACAUGAGGUUGUCAUGGAGAAAGACUCCUCUCACUGUGGUCCUAGGGAAGACAUGGCUACACACAAAAGCAGGAGCAAAAAGGAGGAGGUUGGAGUUGAUGACUUUGCAGGCAAGAGUUGUGAGAAGGGAGAGGACUCCUCUCAGCCUGUGGAACAGCAGAUUGAGUUGCACAGAGGCACUGCUACCUUGCUGCUGGACUCUCUUAGCAAAGCUUCUUUACAUCUCCGAAGGGCCAUGGUGUUGGCCCAUCGUGGUAACCAUUGGACCACUCUACAAUGUGUGUGUCAGACUGUGUGGGACCAAAGCUGCAAAACUGCAUUCUUAGUACAGACAGCUGCUCAGCUUGAACCUCCCUCCAUCAUCACAGCGGAACAGCUGCAUACCACCAUUACCCCGCUGCUGGUGAUGUCUACUGACCUAAUUAUGGACAUGAUAAACAAGCUAGGUCUGUGGAGUUUGUAUGACCAUGAUUUGACAGAGGAAGAACUAGAAUCCAGUUUCCAGUUCUCAGCCCCACUGGAUGACAGCACCCAAGUGAAUCUGCGUUGGGUCCGCACCUUGGUGUUGCACACUCUGGAGUGGCUCCAUAACAGCGGCAAAUGGGAAAGCCUGGCCCACUUUGCCUUACUGUACAACUCAUACACACGGGAACGUUAUGCCUUGAUCAUAACUCCUCUACUGGUUCACGCUCAGAGGAGGCUGCUUGAAAGGAUUAGUUCUUACGGAGGACCUGCAGUCCCACAACCACACCAUGUCAAAACACAGAAGACCACUGGCAAGAAGGUAACUUACAGGAGCUACGCAGGCUGCCAGCUGUUCAGUGGGUGGACCCCUCACUCUACACAGCAACAGCCCAUUCACAAAAAAGCAGUAUUCACAAGUUGCACUCCACGUGAUCCAGCUGAGCUUAAAGGUGCAGAAAUAAAGCACUCCAUGUCCCUUGUGUGCGUUCCUCUGGAUGUAGAAGACACACUGCACUGUUACUCUCAAGCUCUUGAGAGAAGACCACGUUGCCUUCAGAUCUUCCAGCAUAGUCGCUCAUUACUGCGGUUGCUUCUGGCCUAUACACAGCCCUGUUUUGCAACCCAGUUGCGGCACUGUCCGAGCAGAGGUUUCAGCCAUUCAGCAAGCCUGGUGGACUUCAGUCUAGCUGUUAUGCCCACUCCGAGCAUUGAACCUCAUGACCUGACAGUGGAAGACUACAGUACCCCAAAUGCUCUUUACAGCCUCGCUAUCAGCCCUGAUCACAUGCCGACUGUCACUGCUGCCUACACCACCUCCAUUAAGUCUCUCGAGGCCAACGGUCAUGACUCCCUUAAAGUUAUGGCACUGCAUGAAAUGGGCGACCUACAGUUCUACAAUGGAAACAUGGGGGCAGCACAUUCAUACUGGAGGAAAGCUAUAGAUUGUGCCUUACAGAGCUCAGGUGCUGUAGAGAAAUGGGAUGGUGUGUCCUUUGGGAGUGGCUCCCUGCAACAGCCCCUGAAGCAGGCUGGAGUUUGGGGAUGUUUACAGGCUGCUGGGCUCACUGCUAAGAUUGCACAAUAUAUUUUAACUUCUGAUAUAAGCCAGCGAACCAACUGCUGUCUCCUGUCUGCUCACCUCUUUAAGUGCGUGCUGUGUUGCUCCUUGGCUCAACCCCAGGCCGACCUCCAGUAUGCCUCCCACAGCAUCGGAGAUGAACUGCUCCCUGGAGUUGACCUUUUCUCGGAACCUCACAGGAUUCACCUUGGCACCACUGUCUCUAGCCUUAACUUCGUCUGCCAAUGGCUUUUCACCACAGGCUACUACAUCACGCUACUGCCCAUACUAGCCCUUUACCUACAUUUUGUGGGGACUAUGUGCAGAGAUGUGCAACGCACUGUGGAGGGCAAAAUAAUUAAGAUACGUGCCCUUACUGAACUGUAUUUGUUUACGGAAGCUGUAAAGGAGGCAGUCCAGCUUACACAAGGAAUUGGGGUCCUUUUGCCUUAUGGACACUAUAUCGCCAGAGACAAUCUCCAACCUGUGAAGAUGUUCUACAGCAACAAGUCUCUCCUUGAAAAUGCUGAGGCUUUGGACGAACUGGUGAACUGUGACUUUGCACCCCAGGUGCGCACGUUGUAUGGCCCCACAUUGUGCCUCCGAUUCAACCUGGCUCGUAUUCAGCUAGUCCUGGCACUCAGUAACACUGUACAUGGCUCUCAUUUGCCAGAUUCUGUUGAAGCAAAAGCUUGUGCCAGCAUAUCAAGUUCAGUGAACUCAGAGCACCAUGGAAAGGAAAGCCUGGUCACUGAGAGUUCCUGCCUAUACACAGAAGAGCCGAAAGUGCUAGAUCUGAAUAGUGUGAAAAAGAAGCUCACUCCAGAAAGGAUUAAAGUCCUUCUGUUAGAAGGAGCAUCCACCUUGUUGCACUCAAGUUUUCAGCAUCUCACAUCUCAGUGCUGCAGUGAAAUAGAGAACUUGGAACUAAAAGUAGAGUCCAAUCUUCUAAAGGCCAAUCUGUAUCUGCAGCAGGGACAUGCUACACUUAGUUCUGAGAUGGCAGUUUCAUCCUUGGUGCUGCUGCAGACGUCUCCUUUAAUGACAGGACGAGCCAUACCUGGAUCGCAGAAACCUGCAUCUGAACUUUUACAUCUCAGAAAUGGAAGUGAACAGGGUACUAAAGAUUUCAGUGUGUCAGUCCCUUUGCAUGGAGACUGUCCCAGAGCACAUGAGGCCAGUGAGAGGACUGGAGUUUCUCUGUGGCAGCGCUGCCGCCUGGCUCUGAUCCGCAGCUUGGUUGCACACAUCCUUGGCACUGCUGCCCUUUUCCCAGGUAAGAACAUUAAUGAGGAGGCAGCACGGCUGAUACAGGAGGGUCUUCAUGAAUGCGCUCAAUGGGGAGAGCUUGAUGUUCAAGCCCUCUUGAUGGUCGAAGGUGCGGAAUUGGAAUUACAGAGAGACAGGACUGAUGAAAGCAUUUCAAUGCUGCAG